AGUUUCACAUUAGUUGAAAUAGGUUAGAGCGGUUGCUUGUUGUCUUUAUUUCUAAUUAUCUGGUGUCUGUAGGAAAGCCCUAGGACAUUGGAGGGGUGAAAUAAAACUACAAAGAUCCAGUGAGAGAGAAGUAACAGAAAUCAUUCCACCUAAUUGGAAAGAAAAAACAGGUCACCAUGGCAUCUGGACCCAUCAUGAAGGUCCCCAUUUGUCUGGUGGAAAAUGACAAAGAGCAACUGACAGUGAACCCAGAAGCAUUAAAGAUUCUUGAGAAGAUAUCACAGCCUGUGAUUGUGGUGGCUAUUGUCGGGCUGUAUCGUACAGGAAAAUCCUACCUGAUGAACCUCCUAGCUGGACAGAACAAUGGCUUCCCUCUGGGCUCCACGGUUAGGUCUGAAACCAAGGGCAUCUGGAUGUGGUGUGUACCUCACCCCCACAAGCCAAACCACACCCUGGUCCUUCUGGACACUGAGGGGCUGGGAGAUGUGGAAAAGGGGGACCCCAAGAACGACUCAUGGAUCUUCGCGCUGGCCGUGCUCCUGAGCAGCUGCUUCGUCUACAACAGCAUGAGCACCAUCAACCACCAGGCCCUGGAGCAGCUGCACUAUGUGACGGAACUAACAGAGCUAAUUAGGGCAAAAUCCUCCUCCACAGCUGAUGAAAUCGAUGACUCCACUGAGUUUGUGAGUUUCUUUCCAGAUUUCGUCUGGACUGUACGGGAUUUCACCCUAGAGCUGAAGUUAGGUGAAUGCCCCAUCACCGAAGAUGAGUACCUGGAGAAUGCCUUGAAGCUGAUUCCAGGCAAAAAUCCCAAAAUCCAAAAUUCCAAUAUGCCUAGAGAGUGUAUCAGGCAUUUCUUUCCAAAACGGAAGUGUUUCGUCUUUGACCGGCCCACGAGUGACAAAAAUCUUUUAGCUCAUAUUGAAGACAUUCCAGAAGACCAGCUAGAUCAUAAUUUCCUGGUGCAAGCAAAAAAUUUCUCUUCCCAUAUCUUCACCCAUGUGAAGACCAAGACCCUGAGACAGGGAAUCAUUGUCACAGGAAAACGGCUGGGGACUCUAGUGGAGACCUAUGUGGGUGCCAUCAGCAGUGGAGCAGUGCCUUGUUUGGAGAACGCAGUGACAACGCUGGCCCAGCGUGAGAACUCGGCGGCCGUGCAGAAGGCAGCCGACCGCUACAAGGAGCAGAUGACCCGGAGAGUGAGGUUCCCCACGGACACGCUCCAGGAGCUGCUGGAUGUCCAUGCGGGCUGUGAGAGGGAAGCUAUUGCGGUCUUCAUGGAGCACUCCUUCAAGGAUGAAAACCAGGAGUUUUACAAACAGCUCUUGGGCACCAUAGAGAAAAAGAAGGAGAAUUUCAUACUUGAGAAUGAAGAGGCAUCUGUCAAAUAUUGCCAGGAUGAGCUGAAACAGCUUUCACAGCCCUUGAUGGAAAAUAUUUCAAGAGGAAUUUUCUCUGUUUCUGGAGGGCACAAACUCUACUUAGAAGCAAAGAAAAAGGUUGAACAGGACUAUAAGCUAGUACCCAGAAAAGGAGUUAAGGCAAACGAUGUCCUCCAGAGCUUCCUGCAGUCACAGAUGGUGUUAGAGGAAUCUAUCCUGCAGUCAGACAAAGCCCUCACCGAUGGAGAGAAGGCCAUUGCAGUGGAGCAAGCUCAAAAGGAGGCAGCUGAGAAGGAAAAUGAGCUGCUAAAACAGAAACAGAAAGAGCAGCAGCAAAAGAUGGAGGACCAAGAGAGAAGCUUCAAGGAAAACAUGGCCCAACUGAGAGAGAAGAUGGAGAGGGAAAGAGAAAACAUUCUGAGAGAGCAGGAAAGGAUGCUAGCCCAUAAGCUAAAGAUCCAAGAAGAACUACUUAAAGAAGGUUUUAGAAAGAAAUCUGCAGAAUUAAGUGAAGAGAUAAAUCGACUAAAACAAGAGAUUGAAACAACUAAAUCAAAUGAACCCACACUUUUUUCACAGUUUCUUGAUGCAGUUGGAAAUGUAUUAAUGUUAACAAUGCCUGGUCCUGGCAAGAUGGUUGGUUUAGGGAUGAAACUUCUUGGCUCACAAAAGAAAUAGGCUUAGAAUUCUUGUUAGGAAGUUAUAAGAUGAGGCUUCUUUUCUUUUAAUAGCUUAAUGCUUUAUCUCAUUUGUGAAAUUUAUGUAUCAUUCCAGUUUCAUUCAGCAACACUUUAAAAAUAAAAAGUGAUUACCAAAGGAUAUCAGGGCCUGGCAUACAAAAGACAAACUUAAUUUUCAUUCAAUUAAUUUAUUUAAAUAAAUUGGAAAUAAGUUAAAAGAUAUAAUGGAAAAAAAAGACCAAAUUUUCAAUAACAUCAAAACAAAUUAAAUACUUCAGAAUAAAAUUAUCAAGAAGUAUGUAAAAUUCAUAUGAAUCAAUCUUCAAAAUACUAAUGGAAAAACACAAAAAUUUAUUUAAAUGAUAGAUAUAAAAAUGUCAAGUCUUAUAAGUCACUGUAUACAUUUAAUUAAUAUAUGACAAACAGAUUUGUCAAAAUAUUUUUGGAAGUACACAAAUUUAUGCUAAAGUAAAUAUGAAGAUUACAAUCAAAUAUAUCCAACACAAUUCUGAACAAAGACAAUUAAUGAGGAGGGACUAGCUCUACCCAUACAUUGAAACAGCCUAACAAUUGGCAUAAGCGUACUAGGACCUGAAUAUCCAAACAAUGAUAAAACAGACUUGAAAGUUUAGAAAUUGAAGCAAAUUCUCACAAAAGUUAGCACAUGAUAAAUUGGUUAUUCACAUUGUGAAGGAAUAUGGAAUAUUCAACAAAGUAUAUUCAUACCCCAUAGAUGGCCAACUGAAAAAAAUAAAGUUGGAGUCUCCCUUAUACCAAUAUAAAUUUCAUAUAUAUCAAAGGUUUAAGCAUGAAAAACUAAACUAUAAAUAGUAUUAGAUUAAGGAGGCCCUUUAAAAUUUAACAUAAAAGGAAGAUAUAAAAGAAAAACUUAAUAAAUUUAACUACAUAAAAUUAAUGACAUUUUCACAGAGAAGCUAUAAGUAGAGCAAAAAUAUAAAAAUCAAGAUUAAGAAAAACAUUUCAAAUUUAUAUUACAGGCAAGGAGAUAAUUUCUUUAAGCUAUAAAGAUCCUUUAUAUACCAGUGAACAAAAGAACCCCCCCCCCCACUAAAAAGGGGAAAAUCUGACAAGAAUAUAAAAAAAUGUUCUUCGUUGUUGUUAGCAAGAUAUGUGUAAAUUAAAACUAUCCUAUUUUAUCUAUGAGAUGGUCAAGUAACAAUACAUUUGAUAGGACACCAGGUUGACAAGAGUUUGGGGAAAUGGACAAUCUCUCAUAUUUGCUAGUGAGAGUGCAAAUUGGUAUGAUCAUAUAUCAAAUGUUUAAAUGCACAUACUUUUGACCUAGAAAGUCCAUAUUUAAGAAUUUAUCUUAUAGAUUUAUUUGUGCUAGUGAAAAAAUGAUAUCCGUACAGCAUACUUCUUGCAACAUUGUUGCAAUAGCAAACAUUUGAAACAACUCUGUAGGGUACUAAUAAUGUAAAUCACGGAACAUACCAAAGAAUACUUGUCAGUCACUGAAAUGAAAGGGAAAGCUUUAUUUGUAUGAAUGUGAGAAAAUCUCCAAGAUGUAUCAUCAAGUGAAAAAAAUAAAUAUGUAUAAAGUAUGAAUAGUUGCAAACAAUGAAUUUAGAAAACAAUGAAUAUGUGUAUUAUUAUGCAUCUCAGGAAAAAUACACAAUAAGCUAGUAACCAUAGCCACAAUUGAGGAUGGUAUUUGGGCAGACAGGGGAGGAUAACCAAUUAACAUAAUGUCAUAUAUUCUUCUGUUCCUUUUGUAUUUUGUUUUGUAUUAAUGCAAUUAUGUAUUAAAAAAUAAAUACAUACAAUUAUGAAAAUUAAUAUUCAUAAUUGAAUGGAUUGGGGAAGUUCCUAUGACUGUAUGAAAGUGUUUAAUGCUAGUAGAUUGGCAUAUGUCAGCUCAACAAGAAGAGACUGCUGACAACAACAGGGAAUGUGCAGCCUAACAUUGCUUUCACUCCUUUCAAUAAAGCUUUGAAAUGUUGGAUCCUAA
This is a messenger RNA of Choloepus didactylus (southern two-toed sloth), 4034 nucleotides long. Its product is annotated as guanylate-binding protein 4-like. NCBI's taxonomy places the organism in Eukaryota, Metazoa, Chordata, Mammalia, Pilosa, Megalonychidae. Gene Ontology annotation, molecular function: GTP binding; GTPase activity. The transcript has 11 exons. The record is from RefSeq and is a predicted model, not a curated record. Bases 177 to 2060 code for a protein of 627 amino acids. Gene Ontology annotation, biological process: defense response to Gram-positive bacterium; defense response to protozoan.